Molecule: messenger RNA, 2308 nt
Organism: Petromyzon marinus (sea lamprey)
Lineage: Eukaryota; Metazoa; Chordata; Hyperoartia; Petromyzontiformes; Petromyzontidae
Gene: UBE2K
Product: ubiquitin conjugating enzyme E2 K
Molecular function (GO): protein binding
Source: RefSeq, a predicted model, not a curated record
CGCAUGCGCACUCGCGCCGCCGCGCCAUUUUGCCCCGGGUCGCGCUGAGCGGCGGCGGCGGCGGCAGUGACAGAAGUUGGGAUCCUCGCUCGUCAGAAUGGCGAACAUCGCCGUGGCGAGGAUAAAGCGCGAAUUCAAAGAGGUGCUCAAGAGCGAGGAGACCAACAAGAGCCAGAUAAAGGUUGAGCUGGUGGAUGAGAAUUUCACAGAGCUGCGAGGAGAGAUUGCAGGGCCCCCGGACACGCCCUACGAGGGUGGAAGGUAUAUGCUGGAAAUCAAGAUCCCAGAAACGUAUCCAUUUAAUCCACCCAAAGUCCGUUUUAUCACCAAAAUUUGGCACCCAAACAUAAGUUCAGUAACUGGUGCAAUUUGCUUGGACAUCCUCAAAGACCAGUGGGCGGCCGCCAUGACGCUGCGGACCGUGCUACUCUCCCUGCAGGCUCUGCUAGCUGCAGCCGAGCCCGACGACCCACAGGAUGCCGUGGUGGCGCGGCAAUACAAAGAAAACCAUGAGAUGUUUGUGCAAACAGCCAGACUGUGGGCGCAUAUGUAUGCCGGGGCACCUGCCUACAAUGGAGAAUAUCAGCGUAAAAUCGACCAUUUAUGUGCCAUGGGCUUCGACAGGAACGGAGUGAUAGCGGCAUUGUCUUCACAUGGCUGGGAUGUGGAGAGGGCAACAGAGCAACUCCUAAGUAACUAAUAACACGAUCCCCACUUCACCACCCAGCAAGUUUGGGUCCGGACCAUACAAAAAUAUUACACAUGCCUUACCCUUAAAUCAAUGCAGAAGUGAAUGGUAAAGGCUUUCCAAAUAAUUACCCCUGUGGUCUUGCACCAGUUUAUUGUAUUUAUCAUGGUUUAUGCCCCCCAUAGAAUUUGUAAAAAAAAUAUUUUUUAUGAGUUGUGCAUUUCCACUGCUGCUUUAGGACGAGCGUCUGGAGUGUUUGUGGCAAUCUGCAUGACAGCGAGUACAACCUGCAGUCACCUUGAGUUGCAUGUUGUGGGGCAUUUCUGCAGCAGAUAUUAAAUUACAUUAAGACGUGGUUUAAAUUUAUGGUUUCUUCAUUUCCAUUAAGGUUAAUAAAAAUUACAAAAAAAAUUGCUGGUGGAAAUAAAGUGGUGGAAAUUAUAUCAGUUAAAUGUCUUUUGAAAUUGGUGCAUUUGUUAGGGCAAAGUGGCCAAUGUUUGCUUUCGGCUGGAGUGCUGUACAAACACUAUCCUUUUGAUAACUGAUUAAGUCUUUGUAUUACAUGAAAAAGGUUAGCUUGCCCCGGUUGUGUGCAUCUGUUAAGACUACAUUGUGUACUAGCCUGGUGUAAAAAUCACAUCUCAAGUCGGUAAUAACCCUGGGAGUGAUGCCAAUUUUGGCCAGACUCCUUUAUUAAAUAUUCCGUGUUCACCUCUGAAGACCUGCUAAAAGUCUGCUGCACAUACCAGUAUGUAAAUAAGAGAAUGCAACCUAGACGGAGAUGAGUCAAUUGAACAAGAACAUGCUAAACAAGGCUGUUGACUUUUUAAGUUGAAAUAAAAUUUAAAUACGUGUGGAAUUUAAUUUCUUUUCUCCCUUGAUGUAAACCCCACUCCCUGGUAAUAUUGGCAAUGGUUUAUGCUUUGUUAAUGUGGCUUAAUGUUUAAUAGCUUUUAAAGAGAUGUAAAAUAUAAAUUUGUUAAAGUUGUAAAAAUGGUUAUCUUCCAAUAUUGGGUGAAAUGUGGGAAAGAUCAUGAAUACAAUUCCUCAGUCAUGCAAAGUUGACAACUUUACAAACUGCCAGAAAAAGGUUGUUUUGAUUAAAGUAUCAAAAUUCUGUACUGCUAUUUAGGUUUGUACAUAUUGGAUCAGUGGAUAUGAGGGAUCAAGGUAUAUGCAGACAAUUUUCAGAGAUAUGGUUGCCUAGAAAGAUGGAAUGAAACUUGGGCAGUUGCAUUGUUAAAAUAUAGUACAAGUGCAAUUUUACACAUCCACUGUAGCAGCUGUGCUUUUAUUUAAAACCAUUUGGCUCUAAGUAACUCAUUAAGUUCCACAGUGGUUAAUUUUAUUGCAAUAGCACCUGUCCACUUGAAAUUUAGCUUCAAGAAAGCAUCAAAUUUGGACAAUAUGGAAACCUAUUUUUAAAAAACCACAGUAUUAAAUGUCCCUUAAACAUGUGGCCAUACACUACUGAUAAUUGAAUACCCAUACUCAUCCCAAGCAUGCAUGUUAACAGCAAACAAACUAAAUGAGAGUGUUACGGGCCAACUGUACCAAGAAGUCUUGUUUUCAAGUAGAGUAAAGGCUUUUGACAAUGUUUCUAAUAAAACCUAAGUUAUG